ACGUGGUUAUUAGCGUCAUCGUUAUUAGUUGGAGUCAGUCUAUUUUCUAGCCCCUAUUUUCUCGUCUGCUUCAACGAUGUCAACACGUGCCAUGUAGACUGAAAAAGAAUUGCUCUUGAAAAUUGUAAAUUUGGUCAUGAAUCAUGAUAUCGUGUCGAAAUUGUUUGGCUACGCUGGCCAUUCUGCAACGGUUCAAAGUCUUCAAGCUGCCUAGUACCGUUGCUGUAAUACCAGCCAAUACUUUCAAAACCAUACACGUUAACGGAAAUGGUUCUGGCUAUAUGAAUUUCUCUUCGUCGAAGCCCAAUUGUCGUGCGACAUCCGUUAAGAGUCGAGAUCAAAACGAUACCACAGGCAAAAUAUGUGAAGAAGAAGGUGAAUUACCUGAAGAGGAAAUUGAAGAAAUUCAUGGUGACUAUUUGCCAAAUUUCCCUAGUGAAGCAAGUGAAGAAACAGAGACUGUACUAGAAGGUGUCCCCACAAUUGUUGAAAUACCGAAAGAAAAAAUGAAAAAGCAAAGGCAAGUUGUCUCAAAAAUGGGCAGUGAAAUCAAAACGUCAAAGCCGAAAGCAAAAUCAGCUGAAAAGAAAAUGUGUAACCAAAAUUCUAUUGAAGAAUCACAAGCAGCAGCUGUUGAAUUGGAAAAGAAAAAAGAAAUUGCUUUCCGGUUUAGUCUCAAAAGUUACCUAACAAUGUGCAUGCAACAGAAUAUGGUUUACAAGGCUAUGAUUUUGUUGCGUAACUACCAUGCAGAAAAAAAGUACUUUAAAAGCAGUUUGGUUUAUGAUGCUGUACUUAGAGAAGCUUCAUCCCGCUGUAGUUGGAAGCUUAUUAAAGAAGUUGUACAGAUGAUGGAACAAGGUGGAAUACCCUUCAGUUUAGAUUCAUUUGCCGCCUGCUUCAUUUGUUUGGGCCGAAGAUCUGAAAAAGAGAUCGGCUUGGAAGCUCUUGCAGAGAACCUUCUGGAUAAAAUGGAUUUUUGCGGCCUAAAUGUGGAAGAAAUUUUCCAAAGCUGUAAGUUUACGGGUAACCACAGGGAAUUGGCAGCGAAAGGGAUAAGAUUGGCAAUGCCCAAUUUUCAACCAGGAUUUCCUUCGGUUCCAUUAACAUAUACUACACCUUUAUUGGCUGCCUUAAAUGAAAUGACUGUUGAAUCAGAGGUUACUUCAAAUAUAGAAGGAUUACUGAAGGAAGAAAAUUUAACACAGUUAGCUGCCGAACAGCUUAAAUCCGAAAUGAGUGGUGUCGUGUUCAUCAAAUCAAUUACAAAUUCCAGUUCGGUGGAUAAUCAGGCCAUAAGUGACAUGGAAAAACUGGAACUCGAAUGGCUGGAAGUGAUACGCGAAGCGAUUGUUCGCGACUUGUCCAUGUGUAAAGCUCAAUUUGAAUCUACGCGUCGCAAAACACUACACAUUUAUCCUUUCUUGGCCAUUUUGUCGGCUAGUGAUUACGUUCGACUGUUGACCCAAGAAGUGCAAAUGCUUUCGGGCACUUCUGACCUAUUUUCGCCAAGUAUGCACAUUUUCUGUCGUAACUUAGGUCUGAAAGUAAUGAGAGAAGCUCGAAUCCAACGCAAGAAAGAAAAUGGGCAGCUAGAAAAAUUCCAACAUCUUUAUAACAGAUAUUGUCAAUGGUAUCUGCAUCCAACAAAAAAUGGCAAGCUGUUCAACCCUAGACAAAUGUGGCAACAACUUCUGGUACAAUUUCAAAAUGAAGGUUCGGACUUGGAUUACGAAGAAAUAUUCUGGCCACAUUCUGUUGUUCAAUCUGUUGGCCAGUUUCUCUACAACAUAAUCCUCAGUAAUUUGAAAAUUGCCGACCACACAAGCGAAGGGGCCAAGCUUUCACCCGCAUUCUACAUUGUCUUCCGCACCAAAGGUGUGAAAGCCAUUAGAGAAAUCAAACCACAUCCGCAACUUGUCAAAUUAUAUGAUGAGAUACGCAAGAAAAAAUUAAGCUUUGACGCAUCGCUGUUGCCCAUGGUUUCACCACCUCUACCUUGGCAUACGCAUAGACAGGGAGGCUAUUUGGUGACCGAUGUUUCUUUAGUCCGUUUACCGCCAUAUGCAUCGCAGCAGAGACUUAGAUUGGAGAACACCCCUGCUCAGCAAUUGUAUCCGGCUCUAGAUGCUCUAAAUGCCCUAGGGACCAUUCCCUGGCAAAUAAACGGUGCCAUUCUCGAUUUGGCUAUCAAGAUUUUCAAUUCAAAUGGUAGCAAAGAACUUGACAUACCACAGCCACCGUCCGCCCUGUCUCCACCAACACCCGUGACUGGGGAUGGAUCUAUCAAAGCUAAAGCGUUCAAAGAACGAACCGCUUACAAACGUCGAAAAGCGGAAAUGUACAGUUUGUGGUGUGAUACCCUCUAUCGUUUGUCGCUUGCCAAUCAUUUCCGUGAUAAGAUUUUUUGGCUACCUCAUAACAUGGAUUUCAGAGGUCGCGUAUACCCAUGUUCUCCUCAUCUGACGCAUCUUUCUCACGACAUGGCGCGCUCGCUGCUCUACUUUGCUCAUGGCAAACCGUUGGGGGCUGAGGGCUUUAACUGGUUAAAGUUGCACGUGAUAAAUUUGACUGGGACAAAGAAAAGGGAGCCGGUCAGCGAACGUCUUCGCUAUGCAGAAGAAAUAUUGCCAGAAAUUCUCGAUUCAGCUGACAAUCCUUUGACGGGAAGAAAAUGGUGGGUUAAGUCCGACGAGCCAUGGCAAACCUUAGCAGCUUGCAUGGAAGUGGCUGCUGCACUACGAUGUCCAGAAGGACCAGCUGCGUAUGUUUGCCAUUUACCCAUUCAUCAGGAUGGUUCGUGUAAUGGAUUACAGCACUAUGCGGCUUUAGGACGAGAUCAAGUUGGGGCCGAAAGUGUCAACUUGGCGCCUGCUGAAAGACCGCAGGACGUUUAUAGCAACGUAGCCACUUUGGUAGAGCGGGAGCGUGCAAAAGAUGCUGCCAAUGAUGUUGAAAUUGCUCAGCUUCUUGCCGGCCAAAUCAGUAGGAAGGUCAUCAAACAAACCGUUAUGACGACGGUGUAUGGUGUUACGCGUUACGGUGCUCGAUUACAAAUUGCUAAACAAUUGAAGGAACUUCCAGGAUUAUCACCAGAACAGGUCAAUAUUGGAGCUUCAUAUUUAGCUGAUAAAACAUUUCAAAGUCUGCAAGAGAUGUUUACAUCGGCCAAAGAAAUCCAAGAUUGGUUCACCGAAAGUGCAAAAUUGAUUUCAACCGUCGCUGGAGAAAAUGUCGAAUGGAUUACACCAGUUGGGUUGCCCGUCGUGCAACCUUACAACAAAAAUCCUUAUGAUGAAACUAGCCGGCCUAAUGUGAUGAAACAACGUAACGCUUUUCCUCCGAACUUUAUUCACUCGUUGGAUUCGAGCCACAUGAUGCUGACAGCUUUACACUGUCAAAGGAAAGGCAUCACUUUUGCUUCCAUUCACGAUUGCUUCUGGACCCACCCUUGUACUGUGAAUGAAAUGAACAAGAUUUGUCGACAACAGUUCGUCUCCCUUCACUCUCAACCCAUUUUGGAAGAUUUAUCAAAAUUUAUGGUGUCACAGUUUGCUAGUAGAGCAAGUAGCGAUAUUGCUGAAGACGAAUCGCCAAAAGGUCUUGCCCGACAUAGACUAAAUCAGAUCCUGAGAGAAGUGCCUCGACGCGGUGUGUUUGACUUGCGACUUGUUUUGGAAUCAGUUUACUUUUUCUCUUAAAAUGGAGAAAAAUUAAACAUCGUAACACGAGUUGGCAUGUGGCCUUCGCGAGUUAGGAAGGUUGUACUUUGUGCACACGCAUAAUUAGUUAUCUCUAGUCUUUUCUACAAUAAACCCUACGUGCUAAUU
Daphnia magna is the source of this 3830-nucleotide messenger RNA. RefSeq names its product DNA-directed RNA polymerase, mitochondrial (gene mtRNApol). Gene Ontology annotation, cellular component: mitochondrial DNA-directed RNA polymerase complex. Gene Ontology annotation, molecular function: DNA-directed RNA polymerase activity; mitochondrial promoter sequence-specific DNA binding. The coding region runs from base 144 to 3701 and encodes 1185 amino acids. Gene Ontology annotation, biological process: mitochondrial transcription. Lineage: Eukaryota; Metazoa; Arthropoda; Branchiopoda; Diplostraca; Daphniidae. The transcript has 12 exons. The record is from RefSeq and is a predicted model, not a curated record.